This is a messenger RNA of Mytilus trossulus (common blue mussel), 666 nucleotides long. Its product is annotated as amiloride-sensitive sodium channel subunit alpha-like. The transcript has 5 exons. The record is from RefSeq and is a predicted model, not a curated record. NCBI's taxonomy places the organism in Eukaryota, Metazoa, Mollusca, Bivalvia, Mytilida, Mytilidae. Gene Ontology annotation, cellular component: plasma membrane. The coding region runs from base 1 to 666 and encodes 221 amino acids. Gene Ontology annotation, biological process: sodium ion transmembrane transport. Gene Ontology annotation, molecular function: ligand-gated sodium channel activity.
AUGAAUGAAACGGGUGAAAAUAUGGUGGACAAAAAGGACAAAAGUCUCACUGAAGAUGACUCUUAUUCAGAAAUAGAAAUAUGGACAAACUUUACACAGACAACCGGAUUUCACGGAUUGAAUAAGAUAACUUUCAUGAAAAAUAACCCACGACAGAUGAUCAGAAGUAUUUGUUGGAUAAUAGUUUGGCUCAUAUGCGCUGUAUUCCUGAUUUACACAGUUGUUGUGGAACUGAAGAAUUAUUACAGCUACCCAACGAUAUCAAAUACCUUCAUUCAACUUGAAGAAAAAUUAUCCUUCCCGGCGGUCACCAUUUGCAAUAUGAGUCCGCGUUCAAGUCAAGGAAUGAAAAAGGAUGCCAAAACUAAUAACCUUCAUAUGACUACAAGUGCUUUCCAUUCCUUGUCAUCUGGAGUGAAAGUAGCUGUUCAUGACCACCUAGUAGAACCAAUCAUGACAAAUGAAGGACUUGUUAUUAAACCUGCUUCAGAAGCAAACCUAGGAGGACAACUAGGACUUUUCUUAGGUGCCAGUAUUUUGACCAUUACAGAACUUUUGGAGUUUAUCAUAUUUCUUAUUUGGUCUUUCAUACAUCGGGUUAAGAAAAAGAGAAAGAACGAUCAACGCAAGACACUUGUGGAAAUAUUUAAACCGACCAAAUAUUGA